AUUGAGCAAUAAGUCUCGACGAAAAAUCCCUUAUUCCAGUUACUCUGAGCGGACCUUUGUUUCGGGUUUGGAGUCUCCGCGUUGCUCUGAGCCGCUCGCCGUCAAUGGAUGAAGCAGGAUUGUGUGGGAUCCAUCAAUUGACACAAUAUCAGUUACGUCUUGACCAACAGCUCGCUCUUGAGUGAAUGUAGUGCCGCAUGUAUAUAACUUCAACGAUUGGUAUCGAUGGUGCGACACCACCAAGCUCAUGGAUCCCUCUCUGCCCCAGAAUGAUACGUUACGACGUGGAAGUGCUUGUCUCCCAUGCAGGCGAAGGAAGCAGAAAUGUACUGCAGAACGUCCUUCAUGCGGCCAAUGUGUGAGGGGUUCCCGACAAUGUCAGUAUGACCUUCCCCAAGCAAGUUUGGAAGAACGCCUUCAGCGACGCGUGGAUGCACUAGAAAACCUCGUGGCUUCUUAUUCACAGAUUACGCCCGUGCAUGGCUAUGUUCCGGGAAAUCCUCAAUCCCAAGUGCCACUUGCUGGGACAGCCCCUGGUGGCUCUGGGCAUGGUCAGUAUAGCAGCUAUACGAACGUUCCACCCGAACUGGUAGAUCACCUUCUGGCGACAUUUUUCAAAUACUCGUACCAGUUCAACUUCCCCGGAAAUGAACCCAACUUUAGGGCUGCGAUGCAAUUCCCGAGUUCAGACCCCCGCAGUCCGCAUCCAUCUUUACUAAAUGCGAUGCUCCUCGUUGCUUGUAGAUGGUCCAAUCGCGGGACGCUAGAACUUGAGACCUAUCUCUCCAACAAAGCAGUGUCGGAGCUCAAUAACUCACAAGGUGACGCUGCAAGACUAAUAAACACGGUCCUUGCCGCGUCACUUCUUUGCAGAUACAGUCUGCUCGUAGGCCAGCUCGCCCGAGCAAGCUAUCUUGCGAGUAGUGCGUUAAUGUUUGCAAAGAGCUGCGGGCUUCACCGGCUGCCAGUGCAUUGGGACGAUCGGUCGCCCGAUGAAGGAACUAUGUUCUUGCUCCCCCCUCCUCAAUCUAAGAGUGACUUCUGCUUGCGUAUCAGCGUGUGGUGGAGUGUUUAUUUACUGGAUAAGGAUGUCUGUCAUGUAUGUGGUAUCGCGUCGUCGGUGCUGGACGAGGAGAUUUGCACCCCAUGGCCUUCAGAAUUCGCCUUCUUUGAGAAUGCGAAUGCAGGCAUGACUCUACCCCACGUUUUCGUUUCAAAUCAGAUGGUGAUGAACAUCGAGGAUUUAUUAAUAUGCAUGAAAGCCAAGGCUGUCGCCCUACAUGAUGCUGCAAGACGUGAAUAUCGAUGGCUGCGAGAAGGGCGCUACCGCACAUGGCAAGAUUAUGUCUCCAGGAAGCAACAUCUUGAAGCAAUCCUAUCCGCGUUCCAAAGAUCGCUCGCUUCAGUUGAUCCUAAACAGUUUCUUUCGUCCGUCGGGUCUCGCAAUAAUCUGCACACGCCUGAUGUUUCUGCCAUCCACCAUACCCUAUUAUUUGCGCACUCGUCCCUUCUGGCAGCACAGAUUACUCUGCAUUUAGCCGGAUCGGAAAGGACGGGUGAUUUGCGAGCGGCUAGGGAAAAUGCGUACUUGAUGGCAGCUCUCGUACGACGAGGCAUGGAUGUGGAUCGUGCCAAAGGUUCUCCCCGCACUUCUGGGCAACUGGACGCAAAGGACAUAUAUUGGCACUGUGGGCCUUGUUGGGAUGUUGCAUUGGGUGUCCUAAGGGAAGAACAAUCAAGUUGGGAUCAAGGUUCCAUCACUAGUUCAGAUCAUCAAUCUGCAGUGCGCGCGCACAUCUCCGUUCUGUCACACGCUUCAAAGCGACUGCAAGACUUCGCGAGACGGUGAUGGGGCUUGAAAUAACCACGCAUAUAGCGCGAAGCGCAAUU
Cantharellus anzutake is the source of this 1890-nucleotide messenger RNA. RefSeq lists its product as uncharacterized. The record is from RefSeq and is a predicted model, not a curated record. The transcript has 11 exons. Gene Ontology annotation, cellular component: nucleus. Gene Ontology annotation, molecular function: DNA-binding transcription factor activity, RNA polymerase II-specific; DNA binding; zinc ion binding. The coding region runs from base 248 to 1849 and encodes 533 amino acids. NCBI's taxonomy places the organism in Eukaryota, Fungi, Basidiomycota, Agaricomycetes, Cantharellales, Hydnaceae. Gene Ontology annotation, biological process: DNA-templated transcription; regulation of DNA-templated transcription.